Knipowitschia caucasica is the source of this 1194-nucleotide messenger RNA. The record is from the annotation of a GenBank genome assembly. NCBI's taxonomy places the organism in Eukaryota, Metazoa, Chordata, Actinopteri, Gobiiformes, Gobiidae.
AUGGCGCAGCGGUCCCUACACUUCCCUGCAUACGUGGCGCAUCAAAUCUUUCUUUUUGUUUUAUUUGACUCGGUAGCGAUCAUCCAUGCGGGCAGUGGACUCUCCGGUCUUCUAGGCUCGCACUUGCAGCCGUAUGACUUCUUUUACUACAGCGGAGUGCGUGCGUAUUUUGAAGGCGAGUGGGUGAAAGCGGCAGAGCACCUGGAGAAAUCCCUUCUCACCAAAGAUUUACUGUUUAAAGUUCGCAGACAGUGCUAUGAGGAGUGUGAGACUGCGGGGGCAAAUGCUUUUCACAACCUGGAUGGUGCACAAGGAAACUUAUGGGAUCUGUGGGCGCUGGACUGGGUGCAGCAGAAAGCCGAGUGUAUGAAGUUUUGUUUGGGGAACUCUGUUUCUUCUGCUGCUCUGCAGCCGGUCUCCUCUGACAUCGAAUAUGAGUUUUCCUAUCGUAAUCCCUACAACUUUCUCCAAGUCACGUACUACAAACUGGAAAAGCUCCAGAAGGCAGCAUCAGCAGCUCACACCUACUUUGUUGCUAAUCCCAGUCAUUUGGAAAUGAGGAACAACAUAGAAAAAUACAGACGGAUGGAUGGAGUGACUGCAGAUGACUUUCAGGACAGAGAAGCUGGUCACGAAAAACACUGGGUCUUGUAUGACUCGGCGCUGCAGCUGGAGGCCUCUGCGGACUGGGCGGCGACUGUGGAGAAGUGGGGAGAGUGUGUGAGCGAAACUCUGCGUCAGACGGAGGAGUGCCGCAUUCAGUGUGAAACAGCCUCACAGCUUCUGCCCCUCGACAGAGGAGAGGAGGGGGGCAUCCACGGAGCGUUCGAGAAGGCCGCAGCCCGUUGGAGCGGGGCCUCAGACCCGUCCUCAACUGUGACAUGUCUUGACUUGCUGAAGGCUCUGUGGCCUGGUGGACAGGACCACCACCACCAGGACAGCGGUCAUGGCCCUGAACCCUGUGGCCGGCCUGACUCGGCUCCUGGGAGUGUGUCAAACAUACUACAGCGUGGAUGGCAGCCUCCGCUCCCCUCCUCACAGCUGGUGGGUGUGGGCUGCUUUGGGGGCAGGCUGCCUGGGCCUUCUGCUCUGGGCACUAAUCCUCCUAAUUUACAAUCAGAGGACAAGUCGAAAGUCCCACAGCUGCGGCGAGACACUGCACAAAGCAGCCUCUGCUCCAGUCUAAGUGCCUAA